UUUCACAUCUCACUCUCUCCAUAAGAACCCUACAAGGCUAACCUUGUCUUCUUUACUCUUCAUUCAUUAUCAAAACUAGAGCUUUUGAGGAAAACGCAAAGUUUCUCUUCUCAUCUCUACCCAUAAAGAUCUAAACGUUUCGUAUCGUCACUUCACAAAACCUUAAUUUUUGAAACUCUUGGGUCAAAGUAAUAUUCAAGACCUAGAAUAUAUAUAUAAUGAUGAUGGGAAAAGAGGAUUUGAGUUUAAGUUUGAGCUUGGGGUUGGCACAACCUCACCGUCCUCUCAAGCUGAAUAUCAACCCCAGUUCUCCACCCGUAUCCAAUCUCCAGAUCUUUUCAUGGAACCAAACCUUUGUUUCCUCCUCAGAUCAUCAAAAUCAUCAGUUCCUUAGGAAAAUAGACGUGAACAGCUUGCCGUCAACGGUGGAUUUGGAGGAGGAGACGGGAGUUUCUUCCCCAAACAGCACGAUCUCGAGCACCGUGAGCGGUAAGAGGAGAAGCGAGAGAGAAGGAACGUCCGGUGGUGCUGGAGAUGACCACGAUAUCACUUUGGAUCGAUCUUCCUCACGUGGAACCUCCGAUGAAGAGGAAGAAUACGGUGGAGAAGCUUGUCGGAAGAAGCUUAGGCUGUCCAAAGAUCAGUCCGUUGUUCUUGAAGACACUUUCAAGGAGCACAAUACUCUCAACCCUAAACAGAAGCUGGCUUUGGCUAAGAAGCUAGGCUUAACCGCAAGACAAGUAGAAGUGUGGUUCCAAAACAGAAGAGCAAGGACUAAGUUGAAGCAAACCGAAGUAGAUUGUGAGUAUUUGAAGAGGUGCGUAGAGAAAUUGACUGAAGCAAAUAGGCGGCUAGAAAAAGAAGCUGCAGAGUUGAGGGCACUAAAGCUUUCACCGCGGUUGUAUGGUCAAAUGAGUCCACCGACUACGCUGCUCAUGUGUCCAUCAUGUGAACGUGUGGCCGGACCAUCCAACCACAACCAACGGUCUGUGUCUUUAAGUCCUUGGCUCCAAAUGGCUCAUGGGUCAACCUCUGAUGUGAUGCAUCCUAGAUCUUAACAUUAUUCCGGUUCUAUGGGUCAACUUUUGAUAUUAUGUACUUUUUAGAUUAUUUACUCUACAUGUAUACUUAAAAAUCCUUUUACAUUUUAA
Molecule: messenger RNA, 1151 nt
Organism: Eruca vesicaria subsp. sativa (arugula)
Lineage: Eukaryota; Viridiplantae; Streptophyta; Magnoliopsida; Brassicales; Brassicaceae
Source: the annotation of a GenBank genome assembly